GGGCCCGGGUUUCUUGAAGCCGUGUGAGCGACCACCCUCGGUUCCGCGCUCCUCGCUCUCCCUCGUCCUUUCCUCUUUCCUUCCCCUGUCCGGCCGCCAUGGUGCCCCCGGCCCGCUCGCUCCUGCUGUGGGUGCUGCUGCUGCCGCUGCCGCGGUCCCUGAGCGCCCUGGGUGAAGAGUGCAAGGAUGAAUUUGGACAAAAUAAUUCUCAAGACCCAUGCCCGAAGUUUUGCUGUGGAACUUGCUUCUUCCAAUACUGCUGCUCAGAUGAGUUAAAAAAAUUUGAUGGCGAUAAGCAGAAGUGUGAAUUCACUAAAAGGGCAAAUGAGCUGACUGAAGCAAAGGCGUUGAAAUUCCCUGCAGACUUUGAUGACGAUGACUGGAUUACUCCCAAUUUUGGGACGUUUAUUGCCGUAGGCGUGACGCUGUUUGUGGUGUUUGUUGCCACUAUCAUCCUUUGCUUCACAUGCUCCUGCUGCUGUUUGUAUAAGAUGUGUCGAAGACCACCCCCUGUUGUGACUACCACUACUGCUACCACGGUGGUCCACUCGCCUUACCCUCAGCAACCAGGUGUCCCCCCAGGAUACCCUGUAGCAGCCUAUCAGGGGUACCAACCUAUACCAGUCCAGCCGGGACUCGGACAACCGGGAAUGCCAGUCGCACCCUACCCAACCCAGUACCCUCCACCGUAUCCAGCAGCGCAACCAUCUGGGCCCCCUGCCUACCACGAGACUGUGGCCGCUGGGGCUGGAGCUCCCUACCCAGUCAGCCAGCCUCCCUACAAUCCUGCCUACAUGGACUCUCAGAAGCCCUCCUACUGAGUGGAUUUCUCUCUCUCUUCCUUUCUUUCUCGCUCUCAAUCUCUCUCUCCACCUCUGGAGCAGACUUUCCACUGUACCUCUUUAUGUGUUGUUACACCUGAUAGAUGUAGAAGGCAUUACGUUCAAUUCUGGCUUUCCAAGAGGCAGCAGCUGGUUUUUGUCUCCGUAAAAAAGAAGACAGUUGAAUGAGUAGCUUUUUGAAAUGGAAUACAUCAGAAAAAUAUCUCUCACUUGAAAUUGUUUAUUGAUACCUCAGAAAAUUCAGUGAAGGACUUCUUUUCCAAACUGCAGUAAGGGAGAAAGGACAAAAAUUUCUGAAAUGAGGCAGGCAACAGGCCUUGUGCAGCAAAGAGGGGAAAGAGGGAAAUUGCAUUUGCCAUCAUCAGGCUUCCCCUCUGGGGACUUUUAACUUUAAAAAUGUACAACAAGUGGCAGGUGAUUAAAAAAUAUCAGUUUGUAACAUGAAGUCUUUGUUUUCAAGUGAUACAAUCAAGGUGAUCAUCUCUUGUUAAUUAACUUGGUGAUUCUUCCUGUUGGGGAAUGAGCACCCUACAUCUAGACAGCGAACCCUCAAAUUAUUCAGCUUACUAUUUUAGUUUGGAAAUUUCUAUGUCUCCAAAGAUAGACUUUCUGUACUUGGGGCCAGGAAUUCAAAACUUCAAAAUGGGAGUCCCAAAUUCAACCUAUGACCCUGUCAGGAGUUUGGAGGAUUUUGUCUUUCAAUUAAUUGUCUUUGUUGUAGAUUUAUUUUUCUUCAAUCCAGAGCUGUUUCUGGGAGGGGGAAAAAAUAAAAGGAAGAAAAACAACACAAAACAGUAGAAACCUACUCUUAAUUUUUUAAAAAAAGAAAGAAGGAAUGAAAAGCCCUGAUGGGAAUUUUUGUUUACAUCACAGCUACAAUAUCUGCGUGGACUUUGGGUAGAUCUGUUUUUCUCUUUUCUGAUGCUGGGAAAAUUCCAUAGGGAUAACCUCAGUGAAGCAUUUUUGAAGUGUUGACUAUGGCUUUAUUCAGUCCACUGACAGAAGUUGGUUUCCUUAUGUGUCAUUCAGUAGUUCAGUAGAGAGUAUUAAGUCCUUUCCACAACAGUUUCCUAUUAUAUGAUGUAUGAUGUCGCAAAUGUAAUCAUAGUAGAGAGUCUGCAACUUCUGUCAAAUGGUGAUCACUAUAUAUAUGCGUGUGUGUGUGGAUAUAUGCAUAUAUCCACACACACACGCAUAUAUAUAUAUUUUUUUAAUUCAGUGCCAAAAAAGGAGAUAGCAAGGAGACCCAGGGGCACUAGCAGUGCUGGGAAUGGCAGUUGCCCUACAUUUCCACAGAUGCACAGAUCUCAUUUUAAGUGCUAGAAAAAAUAAAUAAAUAAAAUCCUUUGUUGAUAGUAAAUUGUAGCUAGAUGAUAGUGUGUUUUUUUCCUGCCCUGCAUUUCAUUUUCUUUUUAAGUCUUAGACUCCCUUUUUGAGAUUCAAAUUUGAAUAGUUCCAUUCACUUAGAAAAUUUGGGUAGGCCAGUUUUAAUAUUUUUAGCCAUUGCAAAUAACUGAAAAAUAGAAAUAAAUUCUUCCCUCCUGCAAGGUUUCACUUGAAGAUUCUCAUUUUGGACGGUUGUUGUUCUGGUUAUUAAAUCACAGAUGAUGUUUCAGUUUUAUACUUACCUCACCUUUAUUUGCAGAAAUGAUUCUUCAGUCAGAAUCUUUUAUAAACUUCUUGCAGAUUUCCUUAAUGUUUUGUAAUAUAUGUUGUUUCUGCUAACACGCAUUUAUAAACUUCGGAGUUUUCAACCCAUAUUCGUGAUCUCUCUUCCUGUGCUUUGAACUAGAAAUUUGUAGCCAUUAUUGUCCUUCUGUAUUUCAAAAUAUUAAUGGUUUCUCAAGAGAUGCUGAAUUCUAUGUGAAGAGAAAAUCUGAAUAUAGCUCCUGCGAUUUAUCCUCCCUAGUGGCCUGUUUGUCUCUGCAUGCCGAAUGACAGUGAAAAGCCAAAUAGAAAUGAGUCCGAGCCCCGGGGAAAGGUUUUGAUCUGGUAGUGGGCAAGAAGGAUAUGCAAGAUCACUUUGAUUCUCUCUCUGUGAGGACAGAACAAGAAUCCCCCACAGCAGGGCUGAAAAAGGAGGUGGACCACUUACCUAAGUGCCACUUGGGAAUGAUCUGUUUCUGUCAAAGGAGAGCAUCUUUAUUGAAGUGGGUGUACCUGGUGCCUCCUAGUAAAAGGGACUGUUUAUGCCUGCCAGCAGUGUUGAAUAGCACCCCUGGAAGUGGCCAAACUUCCUUCUCUUUUUCCCAGUACAGUGUUUCUAAGGCCUAGCAGCCCCUUGCCCAUUCUCAAGUAGCUAGCAUUUCCCCUCUCCACCAAGCAUCCCUGGUGGUAUGAGUAGCCAUGCCACCAGAGAAAGCCUAGUUGACUGAAGUGCUCCUGGGCUGGGGGCAGAUCCUUGAGCCCCUUGUCCCUCCCUGUUGCCCACCACCCCAACUGCUCAUUCCCACUUCUGGCUGGCUACACUAGGGAGUGCUAGAGGUGACUGGGAGGCCCGGAUCUUUCUAGAGAGUUGCUUGGCAACCCAGGCAACAAACUUACAGCCAGAGGAGCUUACAGGGGUUAAGAAGUUAGUCAUGUAAAAAUUGGGAUUUGGCUUAAAAACGACGGAAGUGCCUUUACCUGUAGCUGCCUGACAAACAGCCAACGGGCCCAAAAGGGUCCGGUAAUUACCGCCUCGCCCCUGUUCCCUCUUCAUUUGUGACAUCUCUGCUUUGUAACUUGUUGGCUCUAGUAGUUUUUGAGGAAGAAAAACUAUUGUGUCUGUACAACUGUGCUCCUAUUUUUAAUAAAUGCAGAUAUUUGAAAA
This is a messenger RNA of Tachyglossus aculeatus (Australian echidna), 3654 nucleotides long. RefSeq names its product shisa family member 5 (gene SHISA5). The transcript has 6 exons. The record is from RefSeq and is a predicted model, not a curated record. Gene Ontology annotation, cellular component: endoplasmic reticulum. The coding region runs from base 99 to 821 and encodes 240 amino acids. Gene Ontology annotation, biological process: positive regulation of canonical NF-kappaB signal transduction. Lineage: Eukaryota; Metazoa; Chordata; Mammalia; Monotremata; Tachyglossidae.